Messenger RNA from Aspergillus neoniger CBS 115656, 1692 nucleotides. RefSeq lists its product as uncharacterized. The transcript has a single exon. The coding region runs from base 179 to 1195 and encodes 338 amino acids. The record is from RefSeq and is a predicted model, not a curated record. NCBI's taxonomy places the organism in Eukaryota, Fungi, Ascomycota, Eurotiomycetes, Eurotiales, Aspergillaceae.
ACCCCCUGAGCUGCGACCUCUCCACUCCUACCGCACCCCCAGGCCAAAUCCAAAUUCGACUUGGAUUCGGGUCGGUGACACUCCCUGGUUCGACUCAACUGUGGUGACUCGCAGAGUAUUCGCCCUUGGCCCACCAGCAUGAGGCCCGUUUAGAUCGACUCCCUGGUUGCAGACAGACAUGGAAGCGUCACACCCACCCCCCGAGGGGAUAAUGCUUCCCCCAAGUCCCGUUGGUUCGUCCGAUUCAUUCGACUCGACAUCGUCCGGCUCUGCCGCAGAGCAACCCGGCGAGGCAAAAUGCAGCGAUAACGUCAUGAUCGCUUUGUCGCUCACUCCUGAUCCGCCGGUCCAAACUCCGACUCGCCUUCCUUUUGCCCGUUCCCAUUUCCGAUCACGAUCAAUGGUUGAGGUCCCCGGCCUCCCUCCGAUGACGCGCGCCCACUCGUCCCCAGGGCUGGACUCACGGGGCAGAUAUAUAUUCGUCAACGGUCGCGGCGCUUCAACAAAUGUGGGCGAUCCGGCGGCCAAGCGCUAUCUGCCAUUGCAGGUCACCACUGGAGAUGGCCUAGAAUCCAGAAUGGUGCCCCUGAAUAUCUCGGAGACUAUCUCAGAACAUGCGGAGUUGGAUACUAAUCUUGUCUCCUCUCCCUCUCAAAUUGACUACCACCCUACCUCGCCGGUUUUCUCUCAUACUCUACCGCGCGUCAACCGUCGCCGACCGUCGUCCCCCCUUCAUUUCCAGAGCCCAAGCUCGUCCGUCCACUCUAUGGGAAGUCCGUCCGGCCAUUCCUCCCCUGUGAUCUACAACAUGAGGUACAACGAAUCCUACCCCGGUUAUUCGGCGUCUUCAACCUCAUCUAUACCCUCAACCCCGACAAGCUUGCGGUCUCGUAGCCCGAGCAUCUCGUCAUUGGAAACUAUUCCUGACAUUCCCGACGCUGAAGCCGCUGCGAUCGAGGCGGACCGGAUCGCGGCUCUGAAAGCUGCAGCAGAUAAGGCGGAUGAAGCAGAAGCGGCCAGCAGCGGCAAUCGAAGGCGCGGGGCAUCCGAUGCUUCUGGCCCCUCCAGCGGUCUAAUGACAAUGCGGGCGGGAUCGGUUGGCUACGGACCCCGAGCUGACAAGCGGAAACGUUGGAGUGUCUGUGGAGCAGAGCGUAGACAGGACCUGGACCUGGAAACGAUCUGGGAAGAUUGAAUGCGAUGCAAAGCCAGCAUCAAUUCCUUGCUACGACUAUUAGUCCGUUUCACGGACAUUCUCACACUACGCAUCACUUGGACCAAGCUGGCCGGUGACCCGCCCAUACUGAACCGAUCAACAACCACUAUGCCCGACACGCACGCGGUCCGCCGCGUUCCAAACAUUACCAUCCACAAGGCAAACAAACCCCAACCAUUUCGGCAGAAAUUGCCCUCGUGCCUGAACCUCUCGCUACCUUUGCUUGCUCCCUCUUUUUCUCUAUGUAUCAAGCGCUCAGUUCGAAAAUACCCAAUAUCUUCUAUCGUUUCACGUCUUUAUCUUCAGCGGUCAAACCCACCAAUUUCAUCCAGGAAGGCCGCAGAGUUCGAUAAUCGCGCAGGUCCGUGGAUGCUCUACAAGUCGAGUUUCGUUUCUUAUCCUAUCUGGGUCGUUUUUCCAGCGUGGCGCAUGGUACUUUGAUUUUCAGUUCUACCUAUCCGGGGGCGUUUCGCUUA